AUGUCUCAGCCAUCACCCCACCGCAAUUCUGAUGAUUCCUCGCCUCAUAAUCAUUCGCCCCAUUCCAACUCUAGCUCUGCAACUUCAAGUUCCCACCCAACAGCCUCAUCCAUCUUCCACAAUUUCGGAAAGAGUCGUUUCUGGCCCAGUCAUUGGUUUCAAUCGGGAGAUGAUGCCAAGAAAGAUUCAUCACAAGUACAACGAGAUCUCAAAGAGAUUGAACAAAUUCUAGUAAAAACAUUGGAAGAAGAUCAAUUGAAAAAGAGUGAUCAUUCCAGUCCAUCAAGAACAUUGGAAGGCUCUUCUUCCUCAUGUGCAAACACUGUUUCAUCAUCGGAAGUGUCUUCAGGUGAAGCCUUGCAUCAUCAUCUCACCCAAACAAGCAUUAAGAGAGAAAUUAAAACAACGGAAGAUUUUAUUGAUCGGGAAGUAAGGCUUUGGUUGUCCUCCUGUAAGAAUGAUUCGAAUUGUCCUCUUUCACCCAUCUAUACUCCCAAAUUGAAAUCUAUUCAAGACAUUUUCAGCCAGGCAAUGCAAGGAAAGAAUCUUAAUGCUUCCUCUUCUUCAAUGAGUAAGAAGAAAAAACCAUCAAUAAUGGAUGUUGUAGAGGAGCCUGAUAUUAAAUAUUAUGGAAUUGAUGAGAAGGAAAGCUGGUUCAUUUCUCCAUUGACAAUGAGACUUUCUUUUUUGAUGUGUCAUAUCCUUCGAAAUAUGGAGAGAAACCAAUCAACGUCUCCGAGUGAAAAUUGA
Molecule: messenger RNA, 750 nt
Organism: Naegleria fowleri
Lineage: Eukaryota; Heterolobosea; Eutetramitea; Acrasida; Naegleriidae
Exons: 1
Coding region: 1-750 (249 amino acids)
Source: RefSeq, a predicted model, not a curated record